This is a messenger RNA of Hibiscus syriacus, 2463 nucleotides long. RefSeq names its product QWRF motif-containing protein 2-like. Gene Ontology annotation, cellular component: centrosome; cytoplasm; nuclear microtubule. The record is from RefSeq and is a predicted model, not a curated record. Lineage: Eukaryota; Viridiplantae; Streptophyta; Magnoliopsida; Malvales; Malvaceae. Gene Ontology annotation, molecular function: microtubule binding. The transcript has 6 exons. Gene Ontology annotation, biological process: centrosome cycle; spindle assembly. The coding region runs from base 274 to 2247 and encodes 657 amino acids.
UCUUCUCUUUCCCAAAUCUCAACUUUCCGGCUCUUCUCUUCUCUCUUAUCUCUUAAAACUCGGGAAAAGUGUGUGAAUUUCACUGUUGUUGAAGUAGAAAUGGAAGAUCUUUCAAAAACCCUUCCUGGGUUCUCCUCCAUGCUGCUCUAAAUCACCUAAAAAUCCUUUCCCCCAUAUUUUCAGCCAUGGAAAUGGAGAUUCAUCACUAAUUAAUAGACAGACGUUUCUUGCAAAGCAAUGUGGAAAAGAAGGUAGAUUCCUUUGCACUCUCUGAUGAUGGUGCCUGCAUUGUCUCGUCCACCAACUCCUUCACAAUCCCCCGCUGAAGAACCACAACAAGAAACAAAUACCCAUCGAAGAGAAAACCCAACAGCUAAAAGGCCUCCUCUUGAAGUUAAUGGCUCAACUGUUACGAGGAAACCCAGAGGUAGACAAGUUUCUUCGAGAUAUUUGUCUCCGUCUCCUUCUUCUUCCACUUCUUCUUCAGCAGCCAAAACGCCGGCGAGAUUUCCUUCACCUCUUAUCUCUCGUUCCACUAAUACGAUGUCGACGGGUAACAAAACGGCUACGAGAUUCCAUUCUCCGCUUGUUUCUCGUUCAACAAACGCUAGUUCUACUAUAACGACGUCAUCUUCGCUUCCCAAACGGUCUCAAUCUGUUGAUCGGAGGCGGCCGGGGAGUCAAUUGUCGCAAGGAAAUAAUGUUAAUGGCACCACGGAAAUGUCAGCUGCUACCAAGAUGUUGAUUACUUCAACGAAAAGUUUGUCGGUUUCUUUUCAAGGUGAGGCCUACUCCCUUCCGAUCAGUAAGACAAAGGCUCAAGCGGGUUCUACUUUGAUAAGGAAAGCAACUCCCGAUAGGCGCCGAGCUACACCGGUGAGAGAUCACAUGGAGAACUCGAAGCCGGCGGAUCAGCAACUCUGGCCGGGGACUCCGGUUUCGGGUUCGGGUUCGAAUCCAUUGUACAGGAGCUUGGAUUGUAGUGGUGAAAAGAAGGUUUUCGGAUCUGGGGCAGUGUUGGCUAAGUCAUUGCAACAAUCAAUGAUGCUUGAUGAUAGUAGGAGGAGGGUUUCCUUUGAUGGUGGUUGUAGAUUGAGUUUGGAUUUGGGAAGUUCUGAGUUAUUAAAAGAAGCUAAUAAACAAAACCCAGAUUCCAAUUCUUUAAACGAGGUUCAUUGUGAACUAGUUGCAUCUGAUACAGAUAGUAUAUCUUCUGGGAGCACCAAUUCUGGAAAUGGAAGAAGUAGGAAUUUGACAGGAAAGAACGGACCCCGUAAUAUUAAUGUGUCUGCAAGGUUUUGGCAGGAAACUAAUAGCCGGUUAAGGCGGUUGCAGGACCCGGGUUCGCCUUUGUCUUCAAGCCCAGGGUCUAGAAUUGGUUCUUCAGCUAAGUUUAGUCAGUCAAAAAGGGUUUCUUGUGAUGCUGCAUUGGCUUCUCCUAUGAGGGCUAGUAUAAGACCCGCUUCUCCUAGUAAGCUUUGGACAUCUUCAACUUCGUCUCCGUCAAGGGGGCUAAGUCCUGGUCGGGUUAGGAAUGCAGUCGGUGGUAAAGAGACGAUUGGUAAUGCUGUUAAUACCGCUUCAAUUCUAAGCUUUUCUGUUGAUAUUCGGAGAGGAAAGAAGGGAGAGGAUCGAAUUAUUGAUGCUCACAUGUUGAGGCUCUUUUAUAAUGGUUAUUUGCAAUGGAGAUUUGCAAAUGCAAGAGCAGAUGCUACUUUCGUCAUGCAGAAACUGAGUGCUGAGAAUAAUCUUUGGAAUGCAUGGGUAACAACAUCAGAACUGCGGCAUUCUGUCACCCUCAAGAGAAUAAAGUUGCUACUGCUGAGGCAAAAAUUGAAAUUGACUUCCAUCCUUAAAAGACAAAUAGCUCACUUAGAAGCAUGGACAGUCCUCGAAAGAGACCACUCCGGCUCUUUGCUGGGAGCAACUGAAGCUUUAAAGGCUAGUACUCUUCGACUUCCAAUUGUUGGAAAAGCCACAGUCGAUAUCCAAAAUCUGACGGAUGCUGUCAGUUCAGCAGUUGAGAUGAUGCAGGCAAUGGCAUCUUGGAUAUGCUCACUAUCAUCAAAGGUGGAGGAAAUGAAUUCUUUGGUGGCCGAACUUGUGAGCUUGGCUGCAAAGGAGAAGGCUUUGCUUGAACGAUGUAAAGACUUUUUGUCUGCGUUAGCAGCCAUUCAGGUUAAGGACUGUAGCUUGAGGUCACAUAUUAUACAACUAAAUCGUUUACCCACACGACCAGAAACCUGACGGCACGUGUGUAGAACUGAUCUUAUUUGACAACUCACCCUUAACGCUAACAUUACAUCCGAUCUCAUGUUUCUUGCAAUAGAUGGAGGCAGCACCCGGGCAAAGUCAGCGGACUGAAUAUAUCUAGGCUUGUCUUCUCAUUUUAGUAGUUUUAGAACCAGUUGUCUUCUUUCAUGAUCAAGUGGCUUUUCCUCAACUGAUUUAUGUAUACGAGAA